Molecule: messenger RNA, 1185 nt
Organism: Triticum turgidum subsp. durum (durum wheat)
Lineage: Eukaryota; Viridiplantae; Streptophyta; Magnoliopsida; Poales; Poaceae
Source: the annotation of a GenBank genome assembly
AUGCUAAACAAGGCAUUGGAGGCUUUUGGUGAUUUCAGGGAUGAUGAGGAACUUGGGCCUGCUGAUUGGAUUACUGUGAAGAAAUAUAUUACAUGUUUGAAUGACUUGGAAGAUGAACAAGCACAUCCUCAUGAUGGUCCUGACAUAGAUGAUCAUGUGCAUACAAUGAAUUUGAGGGAUACACGAGUGCGGCUUUUGAAUGGUGUGCAAGCCGCUUACUGGGGAAUGCUUGAAGAGGGACGAAUAACUCAAUCUACAGCAAAUAUGUUAAUGAGAUCUGUUGAUGAGGCUAUGGAUCUUGUUUCUAGCCAAUCAUUAUGCGACUGGAAUGGUUUGCGGUCCAGUGUUCAUUUCCCAAAGUAUUAUAGGUUCCUUCAGAUGAGCAGAUUGCCACGAAGGCUUGUCACAUACUUCACAGUAGAAAGAUUGGAGUUAGGAUGCUACAUUUGUGCGGCAUUUCUCCGUGCUCAUAGAAUUGCGAGGAGACAACUACAUGAUUUUCUUGGUGAUAGUGAUAUUGCAAGAAUUGUCAUCAAUGAAAGUACUGCUGCGGGGGAGGAAGCUAAAAAGUUUCUGGAAGAUGUUCGUGUUACAUUCCCUCAGGUGCUUCGUGUAUUAAAGACUCGACAAGUAACUUAUGCGGUAUUGACACACUUGAGCGACUAUAUUCAAGACCUCGGGAAGACAGGGUUGCUCGAGGAAAAGGAAAUAGUCCAUCUCGAUGAUGCUUUGCAGACAGACUUGAAGAAACUUAAGAGGAAUCCACCGCUGGUGAAAAUGCCAAGAGUUAGCGAACUUCUAAACACCCAUCCUUUAGUUGGUGCACUGCCUGCUGCUGCUCGUGAUCCGUUGUUAAGUAAUACAAAAGAAUCAAUAAAAGGACAUGGAACCAUCCUUUAUAGGGAAGGCUCAAGGCCAACUGGUAAAUGGCUUGUUUCGACUGGAAUUGUAAAGUGGACAAGUCAGAGACUCAGCACCAGGCAUUCACUGGAUCCAAUUUUGUCACAUGGAAGCACUUUGGGUCUAUACGAGGCAUUAAUUGGAAAGCCAUAUAUUUGUGACAUUAUUACAGAAUCGGUGGUGCAUUGUUUCUUCAUUGAAGCUGAAAAAAUAGAGCAACUGCGCCAGUAUGAUCCUUCUAUUGAGGAUUUCAUGUGGCAGAUCAAGGAUCCUGUAAACCUGUAA